Molecule: messenger RNA, 3146 nt
Organism: Lytechinus pictus (painted urchin)
Lineage: Eukaryota; Metazoa; Echinodermata; Echinoidea; Temnopleuroida; Toxopneustidae
Product: gamma-aminobutyric acid type B receptor subunit 1-like
Exons: 3
Coding region: 8-526 (172 amino acids)
Biological process (GO): G protein-coupled receptor signaling pathway; gamma-aminobutyric acid signaling pathway
Cellular component (GO): membrane; G protein-coupled receptor heterodimeric complex
Molecular function (GO): G protein-coupled GABA receptor activity
Source: RefSeq, a predicted model, not a curated record
UCCUGGGAUGGGGACCAAUAUUUUUUACAACCUCCUCUACACCCCACCCACAAAGAUUAUGAUGCUGACUGGUUGUAGCAGUGUGUCAACCCCAGUGGCGGAGGCAGCAAGGAUGUGGAAUCUAGUAGUGCUUGCCUUUGGAGCCAGUUCACCCGCCCUGUCCAACAGGAAGCGGUUCCGCACCUUCUUCCGGACACACCCUUCUGCAACCCUCCACAACCCCACCAGAAUCAAGCUUGCCAGGACGUGGGGCUGGAAGCGCAUCUCCGUCAUCCAAGAGACCCAAGAAGUCUUCACCUCAACCAUAGAAGACUUGGAGCAACGUGUGAAGGCUGAAGGCAUGGAGAUCAUCAGUAGGCAAAGCUUCCUUACUGUUCCCGACAACGCAGUCCAGAACUUGAAGAGGCAGGAUGCUCGUAUCAUCGUCGGGGUAUUCUACGUGGGCAUGGCAAGGAGAGUCUUCUGCGAAGUAAGUCACAGGAUCAGAACUCGAUCCCAGGUUUUUUUUUUUUUCUUUCUUUUUUAACAUUAAAUCAUUUCUGAAAAAAAAACCUCUGGGCAAUCAGAACACUAUCCCAUCUUUUCUACUUCUUUUCUAAUUGUUUCUGUAAAAGAAAUCUCCAAGCAAUCAGAACUCUUUUUCUACUUCUUUUCUAAUUGUUUCUGUAAAAAAAAUCUCCAAGCAAUCAGCACUCUUUUUCUACUUCUUUUCUUUCGUAACAUUAAAUCGUUCAGUAAAAAAAUCUCAGAUCAUCACAUUUUGCCUUUGCAAUUGUGCAGGAAUACUUUAAAACCAAGGAAAACAGUCAUUGAUAGAAUCAUAGCCAAAUUGGCAUAUACCUCUAGGAACGUUCUUGCACCAAGCAAACUCUUUCUUUGUCUCAUUAGGAUUAGGGACAAAAGAUAAAGUGAUUUAUUGAAAGAAAAAUCUGUUGAGCCAGUGGAGUUUUGGUUUCACAUUUGUUCACGUGCAUCCCCAGUGACUACGAACCCAGAAAAUUUUAAGGGUGAAUUCCCAAUGGAGUCCAAGUACUUGUUUUUUCAAUAUAAAUAGACUCUGUAAAGGGCUAUUCCAUAGAUUUUAAGGGUGUUUCACAAAGAUUCAAGGCUAAUAAGUGCACUUACAUGCCCAGUUGAUUUGUGCUGUAUGACACAUCACCACAUUGAUCAGGGCCCCGUUUCAGAAAGGCUUAAAACUGUUGAAAAUUUGUCAUUAUUGAACUUCCAUAGUAACAGGGCUCACCAGCCAAUCGCAAUUAAGUUUUAGAUGUAACAGUAAAUGUUACAGUAAUGACAAAGUUACAAUAAUUCACGUCUUUAUAAAAUGGCCCCCAUAUCAUACUCCAGUAAUGCGUCUUAUUACCACGUAUUCAUCAAUUAGAUAACACCGAGUUGCUGUUUAAGUGUAUAUUACCUGAAGUUGCAGCAAACAAUUAUUUCAUGAGCAGGAGCCCGUAACACAAAGCUUAGCAAUGACCGUAGACACAUAUUUGUACGAUUGAUUCCAUUGACUACAAUGUACAAUCAAUUGUGAAAAAUCAAGCGUACGAUUAAUCUCUAACUGAGGAAGUCUACAUAAUAGCUUAAGUCCUCUCUUUCUUUGUCUCUUUUCCUACUAAGCGCACAGAGACGCCCAUGGGUAGUGAUAUGCGCUAUACAAGCAACGUCGUAUUAUUAUUAUUAUUUGUGUUACAGGACCUAGGUCUAACAUAUUGUGGUAGAUCUUGAUCUGGUAUAUAGUAACCUAACUCUGAGAUGGAAUCUCAGCUGAAAAAUGACCGCAGUUAAGAUCACCGGUUCAUGCUUCAUUGCUCGAAAAACAACCAAUCCUGACUAAAAUAUCAUGCAUGUUUGUCAAUUUCUCAGCAAGUACACAUAUCCCACCACAAUAAUUUGGCACAUUUUUAUCAGCCAUACUCUUUGUUUGUUUGUCAUUUCAUUGGACUCUGUUUGACCUCACUUUCAGGUUGUUACCACAACCGCAUUUUAUAUUCAACCUUUUGUGAAACACCCCCUAAACUGCCAUAACACAGAACUUGGCAAUUGAUCACACAUACGAUUGAUUUUUGUGAUUAAUUUCCCAUAGUGAUCUAUGCAAUCAAUUGUUAAUGUCUACCCCAUGAUCAAUGGCCAAGGUUUGUGUCACAUGGCUCAUGGGGGUGUCAUUGUAAAACAUCGAUCGCCGUCCCUUUAAGGAGGGAUCUAUUAAUGUCCAAGCCAAUGGUAUCACUUUUAUUUAAAAUACUUCCCAACUGACGCUGCACCAGAAAAUGCUAGGGGUUAUCUGCCAGUGGAGUUUGAUUUUUCCCCCUAAGUGCAACAUGAUUACUCGGCACUGUGGGACUGUAGGCGUCAUUAUAUAAACCUCAUUUGUCGUCUUGUGAGAGAUAUACCUGUGUUGUUGGCAAGGUGUUGCGAUCGAUCAAGUAAAACAGAAGCCUCCUGAAACAAAGGAAACGGUAUCAUUUUGAAUCAAUGUGCACUUCUGCAACCUUGAACUGGAAAAAAUUGCAAGGUUGCAUUGGUGCAGUGUAUUUGGUAAAUUGCCACUUGGUCUAAGUGUACACCCACUUUGUCUAAUUUAUAUUUGGUCUCAUCCAACAUGGUCUAGUCCUUUGUCUACUAACGAGGUAACCAUGUGGUCCAAUUGCCAUUCAGCCCAUUUACCAUUGAAAAUACAAAAUAGAAGGACUUUAAAAUUUAUCUUUACAGAAUUUUUGAGUGGGAAUAGGUUGAUGACCUCAUACUUCAAGGCAAUACCAUGUCUACAAAAUUGUUUGCUGAUUGUAACCUUGUAAUCAAAAGUCUUUUUAGGAUCUUGUGUUGAAUCUCAUAUCAAACAUAGAAUCAACUAGUUAGGCCAGGUCCAUGCAAUAUUUGUAUAUAUUCCCUAGUUCUAAGAAAUAUAAAUAUAAACCUGUUAUAUUAAGCCUUUGGGAUUAAUGGAUUUGUUACCCUUGGUAGAAAACCUGAAAAUUAUAAGCACGAGAUUGUCAAUUGCAUAAACCGAGUCUUCAUUUCUACUUUUGUUACCAUGAAUUGAAUCUGUUUUUCGUAUAUUUUGUACCAUUGUCAUCCAUAAUGUCUCUGAACAGCGAUAAACAUAAAAAUAUAAACCAGAUUGACCAAACUUACCAGUACCCCCC